CAUGUGCAAUGAUACCAGGCGGGGACACACAAAGUUUACACAACAAGGAAGUGGAGCAAUUUGAUCUUCGUUUUCCUUGAGAAGGAUGGAACCCGCAUUUCAACUGCGUGGUCAAAAACUCAAAAAAUUUCACUUAUAGAUGAUUACAAUUAAAAAAAAGUAUUUGCAUCUGAACAACACUUGAUCUCUCUCAUGUCAUCGUGGAAAGUGAUGUCUGUCUUGUCGUGUUUUUAUGAUCAGGGCCUUGGACGCCAUUUGCUCUCGAACCCUUUUCAUCCAUCUUUUUCCACAGUAAAUAUCUCCCCCCUUUAUCGAUCUAUUAAAGUAGUCUUUGGGAGGAUGUGUGUUUUUCUUUUUUUCUCUCCCCUUGAUGUUCAUCGAUACAAAAGGGAAUACGUUUCUCCUACCCCUCUGCCUUGUUUACUCUCUACUACUAUAUCCCCCCCAUAUACUUGUCUACUUGUCUAUAUACACCCCAUCUACCUCCUCUAUUCUUUCCUUCCUUUUCCUUUUUCUUCUUCUUCUUCUUCAUAAAAUCACGAAGUCUUCGAUCUUGUUUUGCCCCCC
Aureobasidium subglaciale EXF-2481 is the source of this 567-nucleotide messenger RNA. RefSeq lists its product as uncharacterized. The transcript has a single exon. The record is from RefSeq and is a predicted model, not a curated record. NCBI's taxonomy places the organism in Eukaryota, Fungi, Ascomycota, Dothideomycetes, Dothideales, Saccotheciaceae. The coding region runs from base 193 to 534 and encodes 113 amino acids.